UCGAGACGCCUCCAAGCAGACUGAAACGUUGACAUGUUGUCACCGCGACAUCGCGACUCUUCAAAAUAGCGGCUUGUAAAGCACGUACACGCACAUGUCCGGUUGAACAUGGUGCACGUACACGCGCCUGUCCGGUUGAACAUGGUGCACGCGGAUGAAAUCGCCAAGUUGUGCUACGAGCGUUUCCGCCAGCUUCCCCGGAGAGGGAAGCCCGAGCCGGGCAGAGAGUGGACCCUGCUGGCCGCCGUAGUCCAGGUCACCCGGCGCGCUCUCUCCGACUCAGUUGAGAAGCAGGUUGUGUCCCUGGGAACUGGGACCAAAUGCAUUGGACAGACAGCGAUGAGUCCCAAAGGGGACGUCCUCAAUGACAGCCAUGCAGAAGUCAUUGCUAGGAGGGGAUGCCUCAGGUACCUGAUCCAGGAGCUGCACAGGGCCGUGAGUGGUGGGGACAGCUCUGUGUUUUGUCCGGCAGAUCAGCGGAAGUGGAGGCUUCGGCCCGGAGUUUCCUUCCUCUUCUUCACCAGUCACACUCCCUGUGGUGACGCCGCCAUCAUUCCCAUGAUUGACAGCCAGUCCCAGCCCUGCCCUCCUGUCACAUCUGUUGAGAGCCACAGAGGAACGGAUGGAGGAGGAGACCUGAAAAGGGGAGCAGAGGAACCAAGUGAAGGAAAACACACUAAGCUGCCCCGUCUGGAGGAACAGGAGGCGGAUGUGGAGGACGGAGGAGACGCAAAACAAUCCCCUCCAGAUCCAUCGCAGAGUCGCUCCCCCAAGACAUCUGGCCCCUGUGACUGCACAGGGCUGCCGCCACAGGGGCCAGAUGUUCACAGGACGGGGGCCAAGUGCGUCUCGGGCGGGCCAGCCGACUCCCUGCGCCCCGGGGCAGGGUACCACAGCACAGGGGUGCUCCGGGUGAAGCCUGGGCGAGGAGAGCCGACCCGGUCCCUCUCCUGCAGCGACAAGCUGGCCCGCUGGGGGGUGCUGGGCUUCCAGGGCGCGCUGCUGUCCCACUACCUGCAGGACGCGCUCUACUUCAGCACCGUGGUGGUGGGGAAGUGUCCAUACAGCCAGGAGGUCAUGCAGAGAGCUCUGAUUACAAGAUGCUCCCAUGUGUCAGACCUCCCUGCUGGUUUCUCUGUGUGUCCCCCUGAGCUGCUCCGGUCCAGCCUGGAGUUCCCCUUCAGCCAGGCCCAGACCGAGCUCUGUCACCAGGCGGGACGGGGACGCAUCUCGCCCUGUGGAGCAGCCAUCAGCUGGUGUAACGUGACCGAGCGGCCACUAGAUGUCACCGCCAACGGCCACAAACACGGAGUCACCAAGAAGGCCUCAGGCACAGCUGGAGCCAGGUCUCUCCUGUGUAAACUGGAGCUUUUCCAUUCCUUCCUGUCUCUGGUGGCGGACACGGAUCCUGGAGCACUUCCCGACUCCCUCAGGAGAACAGAGCUGACGACGUACUGGGACUUCAAGCAGGCUUCCCAGUCCUACCAGCAGGCCUGGCAGCAGCUGCGCAGCCAGGCGUUGCCUCUGUGGCCGCGCGCCAACAGAGAUCUCCUGCUCUUCCACUGAAACGCCACGCUGCAGCUGGAGGAGUCCAGCUGGUCAGCGAGGUCCGGGGUGUGGAUGAAUAUAGUCUGGCUAUGUUUGACUCUCCACAGCCCAGGGGGCCACUGCUCGAGGACACCCUGCUCCCUCGUGCCGUUCACAAGAGGUUGACGACCGCCGCUCUGUCCUCAGAUGGCGGUUUCAUUUCCCCCCGGGUGUGUGUGUGACAUGUUGCGACUGCAGCUGUCUGGACCUACCUGUACCUGUCCUCCGACAAAGUGACCACAGUAAUGGUUCCACACGUGUCUGCAUUCAGCUUGUGAUGUACCUGUGAACCUGACCAGGGGGCCUCCGGUCCUCUGGGACCCUGAACUCACUCGUAAAGAACAAGUUGACUGCAUAUUUCCCCCGGACGGGACACCGGAUCAGGCAGGGACGGAGGCCGCUUGUGUUCUUGUUUAGCUCAGCCGGUUCCACUGACCAGUCACGACCCACUUGGGCUCGGCUAACGCCGGAUAGACCGCUACGACCAGGGAGGGUAUUUAAUGUUAUUCUCAUUCCUCUGCAGAGACUUUGAGGGGGCAUCGAUUUACUGAUAAUACCUCCUGGCCGAGCUCAGGAAAAUAGUAUCUCUAUUAAUCUGCUGUUAGGGUUUUUCACCCUACGUGUAACCGACAACAUUUUUAUGUCCACAGACAAAGGGUCAAAGGGUCAAAGAGUCUCUUCAAAGGUUGACACAUUAAGAACCGUUUAUUCAUCCUGUUCUACUCGGCUUAUGGAAACAGUUGUACUUCGUACUUGUACAGCUCUGUGGUGAUGUUUGGCAAGUAUAUUGUUUACCAUAAUCUUUUUUUAGUGCGUUAGCAUGCUAUCAGUCGCUAGUUAGCACUAAACACAAGGUUGUAGUCAUUAAUUUCAAACAGCGUGAUCGUGAUAGUCCCGCAGUUGACACCCACAUGAUCAUUAUCAUUGGCUAAGACGAGCAGAGGACUAAGCUGACCUGUGAUUGGCCGAAUUCUCAUGGCGAUACACUUUCUAAAGCCUGAAAACAACCAGGAGGAAGUGCAGCAAUCUAUUUUAUUUCUCAAACUACUUGCUUUACAACAUGCCAAAAGGUUAUUAUGGUAUUGUUCCCCAAUGACCGCCCCCCAAAAAACUGCCAACCCCA
Cyclopterus lumpus (lumpfish) is the source of this 2710-nucleotide messenger RNA. RefSeq names its product adenosine deaminase tRNA specific 1 (gene adat1). Lineage: Eukaryota; Metazoa; Chordata; Actinopteri; Perciformes; Cyclopteridae. Gene Ontology annotation, biological process: RNA processing. The coding region runs from base 109 to 1566 and encodes 485 amino acids. The record is from RefSeq and is a predicted model, not a curated record. The transcript has 9 exons. Gene Ontology annotation, molecular function: RNA binding; adenosine deaminase activity.